AUGUUUUUCCACAUCUUCUGGUUCCUUCUUCUGUUUAACUGCAUCCAACAUGCUGUAACUCAUCACCUAGACACCCAACACCUCGCCCAGCAAGAUCUCACCAUGGCCGACACUCUCGACAUCAAUGGGAUGCCACGCCCGAACGAUAUAACUUGCAGGUAUUGUUCGCGUGUAGUGCCGUAUCAUAUCUGCACCAGCACAGCGGCGGGCAACAACGGACGCUGGGUUGCAACGUGUAACAACGACCAUGGACCCAAUGGACAACCGUUUGUUCAUUUUCCUGCGGGUUCUCGAAAACCCACCUCGCCUCCCUCGACCCCGCCGUUGGCUCAAACCGCAACAUUGCCCGACGCUACUGCCCCGCCGCCAAUGCGAUGCGGCGUUGCUGGCUGCAAGCAGCGCAAUCUGCACCCCAAAUGCCAGCGUGGCCUGUGCAAGAAGGACUGCAUUGCUGCGGGCGGUUGUAGUGUUUUGACACACGGAAAUCGAGACGCGUUCUUGAACCCCGCUCCCGCUGCUGUUGCUCCAGCCCAGACGGUGCCACCUCCACCACCCCCAGCCGUCCCAGCGACCACUCAACCACCAGCAACUCGUUACCAACCCCAGAUGGCGCCUGUCUUCACUGAUGGUGUUGCCCGCCGACAGGAGGCGCUCGAGAAACAGGCCAAGGCGUCGUCAGUAUCGCGCCUGAAUGAAAUGCGAUCCAACCACUCUGUCACGGUGUACGUGUGGACUGCAAACGGGGAGCCACCACUCUCGCAUACCUUCCAAGAGGGCGACGACGAAUCCUUCAUCUGGCCUCAUAUUCCACUCUCACGGGAACUCCUCCUGCCUCUUGGUUUCUUGCCUGCAGACAGCGCCAUCCCCGCACCGCCCAUCCAGAUUCUUUCAGAUGGAGAUAUCCGGCUCUGGACCGGCAUCAACCUUGGCUACGUCGCUCGAGUCUCACAGCCAGGGGGGAAGAUCUUUCUGAAGCUCGCGACGGUUAGCGAGUGUGCCAAUUUUGUUGCCCUCACGGCCCCUCCCCCACCUGUUCCACAUCUCCGCCAUAACCUCCCUGGCCAGCGUGCUGAGGUCCGCAAGCUAGUUCGUGCAGUGUCAACCCCCGCCACCACAUCCUCGAAGCGAUCUCGUGCAGCUGCAGGUCUCGACCACUCGCGCUCGCCUUCCCCGACAACCCACGAGCUGCCACCAAUCCAACCUGCACCAUUCAAGGUCAAAGCAGCAAAGACGUCUAUCAAGGUCGAGAAAGUCAAGCUCGAGUCCACGCCCGCUUCUGCUUCAGCCCAACUGCUCGCUGCGAUCAAACCUGCACCACACAAGGUCCAGGGCGUGAAGAUUGAGCCCACAGCGGCCUCUAGCUCGAAGACCAAGCCUGUCACCACCUCCGCCUUGAAGACUGAGCCUGCGACCACCUCAGCUCUCUCUCAACCACUUGCCGCGAUCAAGGCUGCACCGUACAAGGUGCGAGGAGCGCAGUCGACCAUCAAGAUAGAGGCUCCCGUCAUUGUCAAGGCAGGAACCCCAUCUGGCCUUGAAAUGAAGGUCAAGAACGAGCCCAUCACUUCUGUUCGUGUCAAGCAGGAGCGAGUUGUCAUCGAGAUCUUUGACUCUGACGACGAGCAGGUUCCUGCUCCUGGCGCUGGUUCAAGUGUCAAUCCAAUCACCCUCGACUCUGACUCGGAUGUCCCUGCGUCACCUGUGCUUGCCGCAACACCCUCUGACUCGGACUACAACUCGGACGAGGACGCUGACUCGGACGACGGCGCCGCACCUUCUCCACCCCCUGUCCUUCUUGACGAUGGCCCUCAGUGGCCCCGAAGCUUCUAUGCCUGCGACAUCAUUGAUUGCCUCAACCGUAUGGUUACGAGGCUCCCUGACGGGCGACUUCCAAAGCCCCGCCCCAUUUUCGAGGCCUAUUUUCCAGGUAUGACAUACGUACGGCAGACCGUUAGCGACCAGCGCAAGCGUUUCAAGCUUCUUCCACUGGAGAAGCAGCAAGCUGCCGUCAAUGCUGGACGCACUGAUGCCGGGCUUUGGAGUGAGGUUAUGGAAGAUGCACCGUCACUGAGGUGGCCGACACGGCUUGGCAUGGGUAAGAGCGGCGCAGCUGGGAAGGCUAAGGGGAAGAAGAGGCUCCGUUCGGUGAAGGAGGAGAUUGAUAUCGUCUAG
Molecule: messenger RNA, 2172 nt
Organism: Coprinopsis cinerea okayama7#130
Lineage: Eukaryota; Fungi; Basidiomycota; Agaricomycetes; Agaricales; Psathyrellaceae
Exons: 3
Coding region: 1-2172 (723 amino acids)
Source: RefSeq, a predicted model, not a curated record